Molecule: messenger RNA, 3469 nt
Organism: Sycon ciliatum
Lineage: Eukaryota; Metazoa; Porifera; Calcarea; Leucosolenida; Sycettidae
Exons: 13
Coding region: 228-3038 (936 amino acids)
Biological process (GO): positive regulation of kinase activity; cell surface receptor protein tyrosine kinase signaling pathway; multicellular organism development
Cellular component (GO): signaling receptor complex; plasma membrane
Molecular function (GO): ATP binding; transmembrane receptor protein tyrosine kinase activity
Source: RefSeq, a predicted model, not a curated record
UCUCCGGCAACCUGGAUCAUGGAGCAACGCACUCUUCUCCGCUGCACCGUGUUUGUGCAUUUUUUGGUUUUACAGAUUCCGUGUCGGUAUGUUAGUCUCUGUUGUUUCCCAGGACUUCGUUAUGACUGUUACAAGUAGACGGGCACGCAGUUCGGUAGCAGCAUGACCUGGGAGAGUGUUCAAAGGAGGAUUUCCGAAACGCAAAACAUUGCAUAUGCGUUACGUGGAUGUUGGAAGCCAUCGCAUCGUUUGAAGCCGUGGUUCGUUGUGAUAUUUUUGACCUAGCCCACUGGUUCCACAAGCCAGUGCGGAGCAGAGCUACUCUCAACUUUCUCAUGGUGGAGGGCUGCCGUGCGAGUGAGCACAGAGCGCCUGGAAGCGCCAGUAUGGCGGUACGGAAUUCCUUGUGCAGGGCAUGUAGGGUGUUGUUCUGGGUCAAUGUCCUACUGUGGUCACAUGGCAGUCUAACCUUCGCGGGCGACAAGGGCGCAUGCACUGAUGAAGAUGCACCAAAGAUUCGUAUGCUGAAAGCUGUUGAACUUGGAGACAGUCAGCAAGGAGCGAUGGGUGUAUAUGCCAUCGGAGAAGGAGUAAACUACGAUGAGAUAGACUUUACAAUAUGCUAUACAGCAUGGCAGACUACUAGGUGCACACCGUCCAGCGGUGUAAACAAAAAUGUCACAAUUGCACUACCUGGAACAAGCGUAACCGCAUCAUGGCAGCCCAAGCCUGCCAACUACACCAGCAACUGCAUCGGUACAGCAUCGUGGUACGUCCGCGGCUCCAAAUCCACACUGCUCCAAGUUAACGCAUCGAUCACUCUAACGAUAUCCACCAAGUAUGGUGGCUGUGCACAAUCCCCCAGCCUAACGUUCAAUCUUGCUGAGUACUUUGGCCCAGAGCAGCAUUCAUGCCAACAGCUCAACUCAAAGUCUUUAUUCUCAAGAGCUCCUGGUUCUCUAACGGUGAGAUCGAAGCAUCACCUUCAAUUCAGGAGACAUGACCAUAAGCAUGGGAGUAUUCCAAGGAUCAACUUUGAUGUGAGGGUAGUUGAAGACAACAGCAAAGAUGAUGUAAUUGAAGUCACCUGCACUGAACAUGCGUACUGGUUGCCGCUCAGUUUGAAGAAGGAUGUGGACUGGCCCAAAGUUUAUGUAAUCCCGCCUCCCAACUUCACCAUUGAGGAUCCGAAGAUACUGAAGGCGCAGGAUCAAAUUACGCUUAGGCUGGUUGCGUCAAAGAUCCCCAGCGGCCUUUCUGUGAGAUGCGUCGUUAGGGAUCCACCCACUGGGAAAUGGCGACUGACAGUAAAAUUUUAUCCGGUCCGUCAAAGCACCACACCUCCUCUGAUUACAGACAGAAAGGUUUCAAUAUAUGAGACCAGGGGCAACUCAAUUGACCUAAGAGAGGAGACAUCAGACGCCUCUACAUCGACUCGAUAUACUCAAACAACAUACGGUACUGAACCCGGAAGCAAGUUAUACGUGAACAUGGAACUUGUGUUUAGUAUGCUAGCUAACGUUAUAUUCUUGACAAUUAUCUCCAUUGGUGCAGCGAAGUAUUGUGUGGCAAAACGCAAGAAAACGAAGAAGAAAAAGCUGUGUCAGUGCCACUUGGCAUAUGUUGACAUUACGGCUUCAAACCCUGCUACUCGUGAUGAUGACAGUAGCCCUGGUGGCACUGAUGAUGCAUCUGACGGCCAGCUGGCUGGUAUUAAUACUUCCUCUGAUGUCAGACUACAGUCUGAUGUGAGAACUCUCUCGCUGGACCAUGGUAGUGAUGACAAUAAGGAUCUCGAUAAUGACAGUGUUGAUGAUGAUGACGAUGAUGACGAUGUCUUUGACGUCGAUGAUGAUGACGAACAGGUCUCUGGGGAAGAGGGAGAGGUUUCAUCGAGCGAGACUACAUCACAAACCAUGAUACUGAACAUCAAAGACGUUGAGGAGUAUCUUGUAGAUAUCAAUCUUAUCCAGAUUGAGAAAGAGAUUGGCCAUGGUGCUUUUGGAGUUGUUCACCGAGGUGUUGUGCAAUCUGAUAGCGGUGUGCUUGGAGUGGGAGAUGAAGUAGCUCUAAAACUGACCAAAGACAAUUCCCAUGUGUCAUCCACCGUUGAGUUAUUGAAAGAAGUCACUGCCUUGAAGGCCAUUGGUCGCAAGCCCCAUCCAAACGUGAUGAGCAUGUUAGGGCUCAGCUUUAUGGAGGAAACGCCUAUCAUCAUACUGGAGUAUGCUGCCCGGGGCAACCUGCUGAACACAUUGCGCCAGCGUAGGGGUGCAUCGGAUCGCCUGAAGCGUCAGCUAAGAGAGCUGAGCAGCUUCACGUCUGACGACGGCUAUAGCAGUACGCAGAAGGGACCGCGCAAGAUCACCUACCAUCGCUACACAUGGCAUACGUCUAUGCCCAAGGCAGCUGACUUGCUCAGACCGGAUCACGUCUACGAACUUGCCAGGCAGAUCGCGCGUGGAAUGGCAUUCCUAGCAUCACAGAAGGUGGUCCACUGUGACUUGGCGGCUCGUAAUAUCCUAGUGACGGCAGACUAUACGCUGAAGAUAUCCGACUUUGGCCAGUCGCGAGCGGUCAGCAACACGCAGGGUGUCUACCAGAGAAUGAGCAACAGGCAGAUACCGAUCAAGUGGCACGCCGUGGAGUCGCUACGCAGUGGCAUGUACACGACAGCCAGUGACGUGUGGUCACUUGGUGUGGUUCUCUGGGAGAUCGCUACACUAGGCUGCACUCCAUAUCCGGAGAUUGAAACCAAGAAUCUCUAUCCAUGCAUUGCGUCCGGCUAUCGUAUGGAUGAACCCAGGGCGUGUCCGGAGGGCCUCUAUGACAUCAUGGUUGAGUGUUGGAAUGACACGCCGGAUGACAGACCAAGUUUUGUAGAGCUGGUGGAUGACCUGGAGGACCUGAUGCAAGAGGAAGCGAAAGCUAAUCGGGGAGUGGAAUACCUCAGCUUGGAUCUGGCCGUCAUAGCCAGGCCCAAGGCCCGCAUAUCCACUUGUAAGGAAGACGUACAGCCGCAAGAAACAGACUUAUAACCAGUGCUUGCUUGACCACUCGCCUACUUCGAAGACACUACAUGUAUAAUACUAGCACUGUCAGCUGCUGGCACAGCUGGCACAGCUGUCACAGGACAUAGAUAUUUCCAUUUCGACGUUCUCAACUAUUAUAUGAUGUAGCCCAGAUAAUCUUGAAGAUGAAUAUACAUCUACACAUCUAUUUCAAGUACUCUUUUACUCUUGACUGACGAAAUAAUCUUGAGAUUACUUAAUCCGUUAUCGAAUCCAACCCCACUCUACCAAUGUUGACCCUGUAACAUGACUUUCACAGUUUUUUAAUGUCAGAUUAGAAAAUUAUGGCGCAGGUCUUGCUGUGCAUCGUCAACCAUAGUCAUGUCUGCGAGUGCUGAUUCAUAGACUCUAUUAUAUAAUAGUAUGAACAGGUUGCAUAUUUCAAAUGGUGAACGGUA